CGGAUAUUUGCAACCCCCUGCCAAACCCUGCAUUCCUUCUAGCCCGGCAUUCAGCCUUCUCCUACACUACUUACCCCACUAUGUCGGAAUCCAGGUUCGUCGGGCAUCUGCCUCUGUUCAGAACGGCUUGUUGGUCCUGUGCACCCAAGGCUAACAAUCCAGGAUAACAGACAAGAGCUGUUGGCAUGGAUCAACAACCUGCUGCAGUUGAACAUGACCAAGGUUGAGCAGUGCGGAACUGGUGCCGCUCUGUGCCAGAUCUUCGAUUCGAUAUUUAUGGAUGUCCCCAUGUCUCGCGUCAAGUUCAACGUCAACACCGAAUACGCCUACCUUCAGAACUUCAAGGUUCUUCAGAACGUCUUUGCCAAACACCAGGUCGACAAGCCGAUUCCCGUCGAAUCUCUCACGAAAUGCCGUAUGCAGGACAACCUUGAGUUCCUCCAGUGGACGAAGAAGUACUGGGACCAACACUACCCGGGUGGUGACUACGAUGCCGCCGCUCGUCGCAAGGCCUCCGGUGGUCCCCCCGCCACUGCGGGUGGCUCUCGCGCAGGUGCAAGCUCCGCCGGAGCGGCACGCCGUGGUACUACGCCUACCAUUGGCGCCGCCCGCCCCCGUGUCGCUGGUGCCGCAAGCGCUGCCAACGUGUCUGCGCUGCAGCAGGAGAUUGCUACGCAAAAGGAGGCUAUUGCUGGCUUGGAGAAGGAGAGGGAUUUCUACUUUGCCAAGCUGCGUGACAUCGAAUUGCUUCUGCAGAGCGCCAUCGAGGCCGAUCCGGAGCUCGAAAAGGAUGAUGACUCCCUGGUGAAGCACAUCCAGGGCAUUCUGUACUCGACGGAGGAGGGAUUCGAGAUUCCCGAAGCGGAGGCUGGGGCGGAUGAACUUGAGACCUUCUAAGUUCAUACCUAAUAAUGUUCGUCCCAUUAUUAAUACCCCUUCAUGUGUAGCACAAGCGUUCGUCAGUCGUCUUACGGCGUCUCUAUGUCUUUAACUAGUUUUCCUUCUGUUUAGACCGUUGGUCAGACAUGCGAGUAGGGUGAGGGGUUGAGGAGUGAAAAAGCAAGGAGAGUGGCUGGCGAGAUGCAGACCCUUUGUAUAGUUGUGACACAGUCUUUUUCUUUCUUCUCUGUCUCGACAGGUAGUUGGAAGCAGGUUCCAUUCCCAUGUUCUUUCUUCCUCUCUCUUCUCUAGCCUGCAUUGAUACUGAUAGAAAGGUAUUCCAAUAUGUGGAAUGAAUCAAGUGCGUCGACA
This is a messenger RNA of Aspergillus eucalypticola CBS 122712, 1251 nucleotides long. It is a transcript of the gene eb1, whose product is annotated as microtubule-binding protein BIM1. Lineage: Eukaryota; Fungi; Ascomycota; Eurotiomycetes; Eurotiales; Aspergillaceae. The coding region runs from base 214 to 897 and encodes 227 amino acids. The record is from RefSeq and is a predicted model, not a curated record. Gene Ontology annotation, biological process: protein localization to microtubule plus-end; regulation of microtubule polymerization or depolymerization; spindle assembly. Gene Ontology annotation, molecular function: microtubule plus-end binding. Gene Ontology annotation, cellular component: cytoplasmic microtubule; microtubule plus-end; microtubule organizing center. The transcript has 5 exons.